UACAUGUUCCAAUUUUUUAAAAAAGAACCAUUUUUAAGGAACUUGGUGUUCUUUAACAACUUAUUAAAACAUUGUUAUAAAAGCGGAAUGUAUUGUUCUAUUGUUACUCACAAGACAAGAACGUGUCGUUCCCAUAGGGAAUUUGAUGGAAUUUAUGUGACGGUAUAUAUCGUUCCACUCUAUUUGUUCCGUUGAAUUCUUUUAUAUAUCAUAACGAUAAUAUAUGCGAAAUGAUUAUCUUGAGGAAUAGUUAUUUAAUUAUGAAUACUCUGCAGUCUAAUUUAUAUUGUGCCACUUGAAAUAAUUCCGUUUUCGCUGCUACCUUAACUCUGCUAUGGAGAGCGUCCUUCAUUAUAAAAAGGAAUUGUUUUAAUGAGAAGUUUCUCAACUAAUACUUUGUAUACGAAGUAAAGUAUAAGAGAACUUUAAAGAAAUCGGAAUGACAAAACGAGUCUUGCAAAAGCCUGCGUGGAAAGAGGCAUUGGGAGCCUCAAUGAGAUCGAAAAGGCUUAAGUUAAUGCCUGAUAAAGAUAACCGCUUUUGUUGUCCUGUGGCUGAUUGUGACAGCGAGUCGUAUGGAAGUAAAAGAGGGUGUAGAAAACAUGUCUAUAACCGUCAUGGAUGGUUUUAUUAUUUCGAUAAAAGACCGAAUAUCGACGAAGUACUUCCCCACUUCAGUACAAGAAAUCGCAUAAAAGAUCCCCAAAGAAAGCGCGCAUCCACAUUUUCAAUGCCGUCUUUUGCUAAAACAUGUAAUUUGGCAGUUGCAUUUAGGACAUGGUUAAAAAGUCCAGGUGGUGGUGGUAAAGAUCAUUCUCAGGCCGAUCAAAUAACUUGUAAAGUUUUAAAGUAUGCCAAAUAUUGCUGCGAGGAUUCUCCUUCGGUAUGGGAAGUACCAUUCCCUGUUAUCGACUACUGUGUUGGCUCUAUUAAUAUGCUUUCUGAUUUUGUAGAUUUUUUGAGAGACCAAUGGAAGGUUGGCUUCUCAGGAAUAAUUGGCUACAUGAAUGCUAUUGGGCACAUGCUUGAUUACAGACGAAGCACAGGUACGACUGAAAAAAAUUUGUCGGUAUUUGUUGCUGCAGAGAUUUAUUUGCACCGUGUUAAGAAAUUCCUCCUUCGUAAAAUGAAAGCUGAAUGGAAGUGUAUCUUAAGUGUUGAAUAUCUAAACAGUAUAGACUGUUGGGCGACACUAUAUGAUUUACAAAAGGUGAUACCAUACCAUAGUGAAAAAUAUAAACAAAUUGUGUUAAAUGCUAAAAACGCAAGUGCAUGUGUCGCAGCACACGAUUUAUCAUUUUCGACUUCCUUCAUAGUAGCUGUAUUAUUUUUAAUGGUGAAGGCUUCAAGACCCAUGACGUAUCAAACUCUUACAGUAACAAUGAUUAAAGGCGUGAAAGAGGAUGGUUUUAUAGAUCAGAAUGUCUUUAAAACUGCGGAGAAAUACGGAUUUGACUCUCUUUAUUUUUCCAUAGAUGUACUCACACUAAUAAACGAAUACAUUGACAAUGUACGACGAAGAUUGAACCCCACCAACGAUUAUCUACUAGUGUGUCGAAAUGGUAAGCAGUUGACGCGUAUUUCGGACGUAUUCGGUAGAAUUGUUUAUCAAGCAAUUGGUAAGUAUAUAAAUCCUACACGAUAUAGGCAAAUCAUCGAAACCGAAAGUGUUGCACACUUAGAAACAAAAGAACAAGCAAUUCUUUCUCAAGAUCAAAAACACACGUCGCAGGUAGCUAAAGUUCAUUACCAGAAGACUGAAUCGCGCAAUAUAGCUGCAAAAGCCAGGUUAUGUAUGGAUAAAUUACGAGAUCAAACAACGUGUACUUUAACUGUAAGCGAAAUCAAUAGUAACACCAAAAAUGUGAAAACGUCUGGAAGUACUUUGGAACACGAAACACCUGUUCAAACGAGACAGAAAAAAGUUAGUUUUAGUGCCAUGGAGGACAAGUUUUUACAAGCUGGGCUACAAAAAUAUGGCAAUGCAAAAUGGACUUCCAUUCUCGCAGAUCCUAACUACUCCUUUCAUUGUAGCCGUAAAGCUAGUACAUUGGCGGUUAGAGCGAAGACAAAACAAUUUAUAUAAGUUUAAAUUGUAUUUAUAAUAAAAAUAACUUUGUAAAUUUACAAAGAUUUUUGAAAACCAGAAUA
Messenger RNA from Hydractinia symbiolongicarpus, 2151 nucleotides. RefSeq lists its product as uncharacterized. The transcript is spliced from 2 exons. NCBI's taxonomy places the organism in Eukaryota, Metazoa, Cnidaria, Hydrozoa, Anthoathecata, Hydractiniidae. The record is from RefSeq and is a predicted model, not a curated record. Bases 440 to 2086 code for a protein of 548 amino acids.